CCAGAGGGAUCCAUGCCAUCGCCUCCUCCCCACCGGGAGACUGAGCAAGGGCGGGACCCCCUGGGGGGGCACCGUGGGUGGCCAGCAGAGCCCACCCCACACAGUCCACUGCCCUGCACAUUACAGCUCCGUCUCCUGCUGUGGAGGAGAGAGAGGUUGGGAUGGCGACCGCCCGGGCCGGACAGGGGUCGGCCCUCCCGUGGGCCCUGCAGCCAGGCCUCCUGUCUCCCUGAGGCCCUGCGGGGCAGCCCACGGCCCCGGAACGCGGCCGCCUCCUCCCUCCAGGGGCGCAGGCCCCGCCCCCGCCAGCCUUGCCCCAACCUCAGAAGCUGCUCCGGCACCUGGCAGCCCAGAGAUGUCAGACCUGAGCCGGGUCACGCAGCCUGGCACUGGAGCCGCUGUGUGGGCCGGAGACAGGCGCCCGCCCCAGGGCGGGGUUGCCCUGACAAGCAGCACACACGUGUGCAACCGCAGAGCACUGGCACCGGCCCCGGAGCCGGCAGCAAGGAGGCAGCUGACGGACGGCCACGAGGGGGCGGGCCGCGCGUCCCCCUGCCCACAUCCGCCCACACAGCUGUCCCAUCGGGGCAGGUGACAGCCUCCACCCUGGAUCAGCUGAGGGCAUCAGGCUGGCCUGCGGGGUGGGGUGGGCGCAGGGCCAACCCUGGCCAGCUCUGUCCAGGGCCUGGAUUCCAGGGCAGCUGGGAGGAGCUCCUGGCACGGGCCCCCUGGGGUGGGCAGGGUGGCCGCUGGGCCCUCGGCCCCUGGGGGCCGGGGGAGGGGUCGUUCCCAGCAUGCACCUCCUGCCAGGCUGCCCCUCGCUCCCAGCCCGCAGAGCCCCCUGCCCUGCCCCCUGGCCCCAGGCCUGUGGACCGGGGUGGCCUCGGAGCUGGUGAUAGCAGCGGUGUCUGCCCGGCACCCGCAGCCUCGGAGCCGGGAGCCGGAGCCCAAGGCUCGGCCGCCUGCCUGCCGCGGGGACGGCGCUCCAGGAGCAGCUCCCAGCGGGGCCCUGAGGAACAGGGUCCAGGGUCUCCAGGCCUGCACUGGCUGAGACCUGCAAAGGAGGCAGGACCCCAGCGUCUGCCACCAGGUGAGCACACCCUGACCCUGGCCACCUGCGCUGGGGCCUCCAGGACCCUUGGCCCAAACAGGCCAUCCCACAGAGCAGGGACCCGCGGCCCAUGUAGGCCAUGCAAAGGAGAGGGCAAAGGCUCUCCCGGGCCCUGGGCGGCCCCCUCUCGCCCUGGCGUGGGCAGCAGGCAUGGAAGUGGGCAGGGCCGGGCGGGGUCCCCAGGUGAGGCAGGGCAUGGAGGCCGGGGUGUCGGCCAGCCCCCGGCUCCCGCUCAGCCCCGUGGCCUUGGCUGUGCCCACGCUGAGCCCACCUCCUCCUUCGGGGGGGGCGGAAUGGCGACUUCCACACAAGACUCGGGGUCGCUGGGGGUCACCGCAGUGGCCCCCACCCUGGCUGGCCUGGAAGCUCCUCCCACCAGGGCCCAGGGAGCUCCGAGCAUUUUGCGGACGGAGAACGUGACUUGAGGCAGCUGUGAGAACGUCCUUGGGCUGUGUGCUCUCGUUGUAAACCAUCAGGAAGACUGCCAGCGCGCCCUGUCUCUGAGCUCUGACGGUGCUGUUUUUAGCAGGCGUUUCGCACAAGGGCCCAGUGAGCCGGAAGCUCGGGUGGACGAGGUGGGACUCCCGUCCGAUGGGGGUGCACGGUGCUCACGGCUCACAACAGGUGCAGGCAGCAGCUGCGGUGCCCCGGCCAUGCUGCCGGCACGGUCACAACCGAGCUCGCCGCUGCUCCAGCUCCAA
This is a messenger RNA of Oryctolagus cuniculus (rabbit), 1812 nucleotides long. NCBI's taxonomy places the organism in Eukaryota, Metazoa, Chordata, Mammalia, Lagomorpha, Leporidae. The record is from RefSeq and is a predicted model, not a curated record.